Messenger RNA from Vicia villosa (hairy vetch), 717 nucleotides. RefSeq names its product protein BUNDLE SHEATH DEFECTIVE 2, chloroplastic-like. Lineage: Eukaryota; Viridiplantae; Streptophyta; Magnoliopsida; Fabales; Fabaceae. The transcript is spliced from 4 exons. Bases 90 to 521 code for a protein of 143 amino acids. Gene Ontology annotation, molecular function: protein folding chaperone. The record is from RefSeq and is a predicted model, not a curated record. Gene Ontology annotation, cellular component: protein folding chaperone complex; chloroplast stroma.
CCAACCUAUAAUAACAUCUCAUUCUUUUCCCCUCAACAUUACUUCAUCAUCAUCACCCACCUAACUUUUACAAAUUAAAUAUCCUCUCAAUGGUCUCUUCUCUCUAUCUAACCCCUUCAUCUCUUGCUAACAUUUCUUCUCUUCAAACUUCUAAAUCUUUACCUCUCACCAUACAACAAAUCCAUACAAAUCCAAAACAUUUCAGUGUCAAUUACGUGUUCCAAGUCCCUUCCACCAAUAAACAUUGCCUUAUCAUCACAAAGGCUACAAAUGGCAAUGGUGUUGGUGGUAACCAACAAAAUACAAAACCUAAUAGUGUGAUUUGUGCUGAUUGUGAUGGAAAUGGAGCUGUUGUAUGCUCUCAAUGCAAAGGUGAUGGGGUGAAUUCUGUUGAUUUUUUCAAUGGACUCUUUAAAGCUGGUGCCUCCUGUUGGCUUUGCGGAGGCAGAAAAGAAAUUUUAUGUGGGAGCUGCAAUGGUGCUGGUUUUAUUGGCGGCUUCUUGAGCACGUAUGAUCAGUAACAAGAGACAGAUUCAACAAUUUCCAACACAGUUAAUCAGUACAUAUAUUAUGCAUAUAAGUUCUUGCUUCAAAUACUUUUCACUCUUUAAAUUUUGUGUAUUGCUAUUUAUUUCAAUUCAUAUAUCAAAUACUAUUAUAUCACACAUUAUAGAUUGACAGAACAAUAUUAGUUUCCUACUAGGGACUAGUUUCUUA